This is a messenger RNA of Diabrotica balteata, 1350 nucleotides long. The record is from the annotation of a GenBank genome assembly. Lineage: Eukaryota; Metazoa; Arthropoda; Insecta; Coleoptera; Chrysomelidae.
AUGGGAAGUGCAACUUGUGAUGUGAAUUAUGACGAUGAAUAUUAUGCGGGUCAUCGAGAGCGUAUUGAUUGCCAGAAUAUCCAGCUUCCAUUAAAAGAUGUACUUUGUGAUAAUUGUAGAAUAUUGACAGUCUCAGAUUCAAGUAUACCUGAAAUAUUAACGGCAGCAUUUUUAAAUUUUCCCUUCAUGGUAAAAUUACAACUAUCAGGAAACUUUAUAAACAAAUUACAACCUGGUGCUUUUAGUGGCCUUCAAGCUUUGGAACAACUUGACCUACACAACAAUCAAAUAGUAAAAAUAUACAACGGAGUAUUUAACCAUUUAGUCCAGUUAAAAUCCCUUGAUCUAUCUAAAAAUAAAAUCAGCAGCGUUGAUCCAAAUUUUUUAACAGGCCUUAUGCACAUAUCUUCACUAAAUCUUGCAGAAAAUGCUUUAAAAUCUUUUGAUGAUGUAUUUUUAGGACAAAAUUCUCACGUUACAAUGCUAAAUUUGAGCAACAAUGAAAUUUCUUUUUUUAGCCUAAGUAGAUUUAACAGUAAAAUUAUUACUUUAGAUAUUUCAAAUAAUAACUUAACAUUUGUCAAUGUUUGCUUUCUAGGAUUACAAAAUCUUGAUUCUAGUUAUAAUAAAAUAAGCCAUUUAUUUGCUGAUUCUUGCUCAUUAAACACAGCUCCGAUAAAUUUAAACAUUAGUUAUAACUUACUGAAUGAAGAGAACAUCAUGAAUGUUUCAAAAUUGUUUAACUUAAAAACGUUAAAUUUAGCAGGAAAUAAUCUCUCCUUUAUUCCAGUUAACCUAUUUGUCAAUUUAACAAACUUGGUAAACUUAAACGUGUCACAUAAUAAGAUAAGUUACUUGAAUUAUGGAACAUUAAAUAAUUUAAGUGUGUUACAAAGUUUAGAUCUCUCGUAUAAUAAGCUAACUACUCUUAAAAGAUACUUGCAUUCAUUGAUGAAACUGAGAUAUUUAUACAUCAAUAACAAUAAAAUCACAAACAUUAAUAGCAAACAACUAUUGGACGAUACUGGCGCAGUGUACAUAAACAUAGAUACUAAUGAUUUUACUUGUGAAAAUUUGAUAGAAGUUAUUCAUGAUUUUAAAUUGUUGAAAGGUACAGCAACUAUAGGAUCAAAUAUUUACGGCGUUGCUUGCAAAGAAAAAACAUUACCAGAGGCAAAUCCUGAGGUAAACCUUAAAGCGGAUGUCAUAAAAUAUUCGGAAACAACAAUUUCGGCUACUCAGUCUGUAAUAAUUAUGUUACUUGUUAUUUUAGUAGUAUUUAAGGUUGUAAAAGUAUAUUCUAAUUUUAACGCGAAAAAUUUGUUAUCUAGAGAACAAGUUGAACUUUAA